UGCAAGGACUCCUUUCUCUCAUUGUUUGAGUGACUGCAGGUAUUGGUGUCUGCCUCUGAGCGCGCGCGCGUGUGUGUCUGGGAGUGUGUGUGUUGGAGAGGGAAAGAGAUAAAAAGAGAGUGAGGCGAGCAGCGUUUCUUCUCCCCCUCUAGCCUCCCCGUCUCCCUGCUCCCUGUCACUCCAUUCUUCUUCCUCCCGGACCACCCUGCCUCCAGUCGGAUAGACCCUGGACCUCCCCAGGACCCUCCUCCCAUCACCCCUUUGACUCUCCUCACUUCUCCGACCAGCUUUGUCAACUGAGCAGUUUUUCCAAUGAAUCCAAUAUAAACCUGAAGAGGAACAUAUUAUUGGACACUGUUAAACCAUUUGACGUGGUCACCAAGGAAGCAUUGCUCAGUUGGAACGGCACUGGACAGACGGAAGUCUCCCCAGUCCUCUGGAAGGUUGACAGCACAAGGUCACAUGACCUGGAAGAGAAAACCCAGGAGACUUUUGGGAUCCCUCUUUGAAUGGGCCGGUUAUCAACCUGGAGACAAGUCUAAAGGCUGAUGAACUGAUCCGCACGGAGACGAAGCUGUGCUCGGUUGUCCCCUCUGCUCUCUGCCAAACGGCUCCAUUAAUGCCCUGAGAACACACGACCUAGCGCAACUCUGAAGGAAUCUGUUACAAGGCAAAAAGGCAGAUUGAGGCCUUCAAUCAAAAUAAGGACUGAGAAAUUGCAUGCAUUCAACAACCUUUGACGAAGGACUUCCACAGGACCGCCAUCUCCAAAGUUCUGAACUGGGUGACUUGCUGGCUACUGUACCAUCACACUCCUUCCAUUCCUGAGGAAACCCUCUUCACGACCACACUCCUCCUCUCUUCACCUCCACUCCCAGUAUGGAACCCAACAAAGUCCAGCCAGAGGGCGGCCUCAAUGUCACCCUCACCAUCCGCCUCCUCAUGCACGGCAAAGAGGUUGGAAGUAUUAUUGGCAAGAAAGGGGAAACAGUGAAGAAAAUGCGUGAGGAGAGCGGAGCACGAAUCAACAUCUCCGAGGGCAACUGCCCCGAGAGGAUCGUCACCAUCACUGGCCCAACACACGCCAUCUUUAAGGCCUUUGCCAUGAUUGCCUAUAAGUUUGAGGAGGAUAUAAUCAAUUCCAUGAGCAACAGUCCAGCCACCAGCAAGCCCCCUGUCACUCUGCGUCUGGUGGUGCCAGCCAGCCAGUGUGGAUCUCUCAUUGGGAAGGGAGGUUCCAAGAUAAAGGAGAUGAGAGAGUCCACAGGGGCACAGGUUCAGGUGGCAGGGGACAUGCUGCCUAAUUCCACAGAGCGUGCCGUGACAAUCUCUGGGACCCCUGAAGCCAUAAUCCAGUGUGUCAAACAAAUCUGUGUGGUCAUGCUGGAGUCCCCACCGAAAGGUGCCACCAUUCCCUACCGCCCAAAGCCCGCCUCCACCCCCAUCAUUUUUUCAGGUGGCCAGGCCUACACAAUUCAGGGACAAUAUGCCAUCCCACACCCAGAUUUCUACUGUCGCUCCUACCCCCCUCAGCAGUUGACCAAGCUCCACCAGUUGGCUAUGCAGCAAACCCCCUUUACCCCCCUCGGACAGACCACCCCUGCUUUCCCUGGUUUGGAUGCCAGCCCCCCGGCCAGUACUCAUGAACUCACAAUUCCAAAUGAUCUAAUAGGCUGCAUAAUCGGGCGCCAGGGAACCAAAAUCAAUGAGAUCCGACAGAUGUCUGGGGCGCAGAUCAAAAUCGCUAACGCCAUGGAGGGCUCGUCGGAGCGCCAGAUCACCAUUACAGGAACCCCCGCCAACAUCAGCCUUGCCCAGUACCUCAUCAACGCAAGGUUCAGGGAUGUGGCUGCCAUGUGGAAUGACCCGUCAUCCAUGACAACAUCCUGAGGCCCAAAUCUGGUUCCACUAUCAAGAAGCUAACAGCAGCAACUGUCUCCCCAAUAACCCCAUGUAUACUCCCACAGAACUUAAUGGCUCCCUGAUUCCCUUAGCACUUGACAGUUAAGCUUUAGCAGCUUUGAAGAGGCUAACAAGGCUAUUUGUAAAGCAAAGUGAAAAAAUGUGACUUGAUUUCUGUUCAUGUAAUGUAAAGAGUUACGUAUAGUGUUUCAGCAUGCCGAAUGCUUAGGAUAAUUGUUACAUUAUUUUUUUGUUUAAGUUUGCCGAUUAAAUCUUGUAGUUCCUUGUCAGGAAAGUAACAACAUGUAUAAAAAGUGGAAAACAAAACAAUAUUGCUACUCAGAUUGCUACUGAGCAAUGCUAUUGGCCAUGAUUCUAGAGUGAUGUGAUAUGUUUGUGAAGAGAUAUUGCUGUGUCAAAUUUGGAAUUAAAAGGAAGUGCUUUUUAUAUAAAUAGUAAGCAGGUUUCGGGAGGUUCUCCAUUUUGCAGGGAAACUUAAAUUAUUAAGUCGACAACUUCCAUUGUGAUAGAAGACUACAUUUGAACUCACACUAUUCUUAGUUCAAGAGACUUAGAUACAGGUUUUUCGAUUAUGGAAAAUCCAGAAUUAGCUGGAACAUUUUGGAUUGGUUUUUAUUAAAGUGCAUCAUAAAAUCCAUAUGCAUGACCAAUAUACAGGAGUAAAUGUAACAUGGAGACCUAAAAAACAGAAUGCUGCAGAGCUUUCACUGUUGUGCGAAAGUGUCCAAUCUCUGAAUAGUUUUUUUCUCUCUAUGUUUUCUCUCUUUUUCCUUCAACCUUCCCUUCUCCCCUCUUCCUUAACUGUUCUAGGCUGACGUCUGAAGUCACUGGAAUGUGAACACUAAUUUCUACCCAUCAUUCUUCACUGCAUCACAUUAUCCUUGUGCCAAUGGCAUUGCACCUUUAUUUUUGUUCUCUCUGUAUUUAUCUGUCCUGCGCCUUUAAGUGAUCCUAACUGAUUUAUCAUAUGUAAAGUAAACAUGAUACCCACACUGUUAACUUGAUUCUCCUCACCUUCCCUCAACCGACUAUUUUCAAAGGACACUUUGACACUCUAGUACCUUCCAUGACAUUCCUGGCACUUGGCAUUAUCAUGUGUUUCACUGUGAAUUCAGUUUAUUUCAUCCUUUUAAAACACAUCUAUCGUGUGAAUGCUCAUAAUAUAUGCAGGGCUUGAGAGAGACUAACCAUCCCAGAAUCAUCCCAAAGUGCAAUUUCAAACGCACCAAACUGAAAAUAAACUGUCCCAAAUUAAAAUA
Coregonus clupeaformis (lake whitefish) is the source of this 3182-nucleotide messenger RNA. RefSeq names its product poly(rC)-binding protein 3. Gene Ontology annotation, biological process: regulation of RNA metabolic process; regulation of gene expression. Gene Ontology annotation, molecular function: mRNA binding. The transcript is spliced from 18 exons. The coding region runs from base 880 to 1890 and encodes 336 amino acids. NCBI's taxonomy places the organism in Eukaryota, Metazoa, Chordata, Actinopteri, Salmoniformes, Salmonidae. The record is from RefSeq and is a predicted model, not a curated record. Gene Ontology annotation, cellular component: cytoplasm; nucleus.